AUGGCGCUGUCGUUCUUCCGAGGGUUCUUCAAGGGAGGGCUGGUGGAGGAGGACUUAGAUGCGUUCUAUCCCGUGCGCCAGGACGUGCAGGUCGGCACCAUCAGCAAGUUCCGACCGCGGGCGAGCAAGCGGCUGUCGGAGGAGAAGUGGAACGACAUGUUUGAUGCGGAGGGGCGCAUGGUCAAUCUUGAGGCUGCUCUCCGCCUCAUACAGCGCGGGAACUGUGAGCCGGGCAUUCUCCCAGAGGUGUGGGAGUACUUGUUGGGGUUGGACAGUCCUGCAGCCACGAGUGGCGAGUGUGGCGAGCUGAGGAGCAUGCGCAGGGAGGCGAAUGCUGCUCUGCUUGUAACCCCUCCCAUGUUUUUUUCCUGGCAAUCCAACCCCCCCACCCCCACCCCCCCUCAGGGCUGUGAGCCGGGCAUUCGGCCGGAGGUGUGGGAGUAUCUGCUGGGGCUGGUCAGCCCGGCAGCCACGAGUGGCGAGUGUGGCGAGCUGAGGGGCAUGCGCAGGGAGGCAUAUGGUUGUGAGCCGGGCAUUCGGCCGGAGGUAUGGGAGUAUCUGCUGGGGCUGGGCUGUGAGCCGGGCAUUCGGCCGGAGGUAUGGGAGUACCUCUUGGGGCUGGUCAGCCCGGCAGCCACGAGUGGCGAGUGUGGCGAGCUGAGGAGCAUGCGCAGGGAGGCAUAUGCUGCAAUGCUCAAGGAGUGCCAGCUCGUGGACCCGGUCAUUGGCAGUGGCUUCGUGGUUGACUUUCCCAGAGUGCAGGACGAUGGCUCAGAGUUCCAUCUCCCAGACUCCUAUACCGGCCCGCUGCGCCUCGUGCCGCCCAUCCCGCCCCUCGACGCCGCGUGGGAGGAGACCGGGGCGCAGCUGGGGGUGCUGGAGGAGGGCGAGGAGGAGGAGGAGGAGGAAGGGAAGGGGGAGGGGGGCGAAGUGGAGGGAGGUACAAGUGACAGUGGUGGUGGUGGUCGUGGUGGUGGCAGUGGCACUGGCGGUGGUGGCAGCAAGGGGAGGGGGCGGAGGGCGAGUGAGACGGCAGUGGACGAGGCGAUGAGGACGUGGGCGGCAGAGAGGGCAGAGGUGGUGGCGCGCGUGGGGCUGGACCGAAUCCACAAGUGGCGCCAGGGGCUCUAUCAAAUAGGAGUAGACGUGACAAGAGCCGAUCGAUCACUGCUCUUCUUUGAGAGCAGCCGCAGCCGAGCGCGGCUGAUGAACGUGCUGGCGGUGUACGCGUGGUUUGACCCCGAGGUGGGGUACUGCCAGGGCAUGAGCGACCUCAUGUCCCCCAUGGUCGUGCUCUACCCCGACGACGCCGACGCGUUCUGGGCGUUCGAAAGGCUCAUGAGGAGAGUGUGCUCUCUCUCUUAUCCUUCAACGACUUGCAUCUUCACCCCAUCUUUCUACUUGUCUAUGCGCCACCAGAGGGAGGACUUCAUGAACACGGACACGGGGCUGGGCAUUCAGAGGCAGAUGAGCUGGAAGCGGCUCAGGGAGGACUUCAUGAACACGGACAUGGGGCUGGGCAUUCAGAGGGAGAUGGAGCCUGCCGUUCGUAGGGAGGACUUUAUGAACACGGACACGGGGCUGGGCAUUCAGAGGGAGAUCAGCCGCCUCUCCCACAUGGUCUACACUCUUGACCCUGAGCUGCAUGCUCACUUAGCUGCAUGCUCACUUAGACGAGAUUGGCUCUGGCUUGCUGCAUGCAUGCAUGCUCCCACUCCCUCACUCUCGUCGCUAUACUAUACCCACACCCCUCCCCUCUCCCACCACCCAUCUGACGAGAUAGGCGCAGGCACCAUGUUCUUCACGUUGCGCACCGUCAUGGCCAUGUUCCGCUAUGAGCUCUCUACAAGCCCUCCUUCCUCUGCGCAUGCCCUCUACGAGAUAGGAGCGGGCACCAUGUUCUUCACGGUGCGCACAGUCAUGGCCAUGUUCCGCCGCGAGCUCUCCUUCGCUGAUGCGCUCUACCUCUGGGAGCGCUGCUGCCUCUGGCCGACCAGGCCCGUUCCAUCCCCUUGCCGCACCUCCCUCCCCCACCUCCCCCACCUUCCCCCUCACCCAGCCCUCUUCCUUCCCCCCCGCUCCUGCUUCUUCCUCGCUCCUUCUUCCCCUCCCUGGCAGAUGAUGUGGGCGUGGGACUAUGACGCGUGUAGUGCAGCGCUGCUCCCUCUAGCAGACCAGGCCAUCUUCCACACGGCCCGCCACCUGCCGCACCUCACCAUGGACCGCCAAGCCUACAUCGCCGCCACCGCCGCUGCCGUCCGGGCGGCGGCUUCCGUCCUACUUGACGCAGAUCUCUUCACGGCUAUAGCUGUUGAUAUCGCCAACGCCACCCGCGUGCCCCUCUCUGCUGUUCCCAGUGGCACUGGUGCUUCCAGUGCUGGCGGCGCUGGGAGCAUUAGCAACAGCAGCAGCAGCGGCAGUGGUGGUGUUGUUGGUGGUGGUGGGUCGCUUUCAACGUAUGCGUCUGGCUCGGUGGGUACUGCAAGCAGCAUUGCCGGCAGCGGCGGCACGUCGGCGUUCGCAGCGCCACAUGAGGAUGCGGAUCGAGGCUCAGUGGACCUGUUUUCCUCCCCUCAGAGGCUGGAGAUCGCCCUUAUGGCUGCCGAGCUGGCUGUGACUCAGGCUGCUGUGCACGCUGUGCCUGAUACCCCUGCUUCUGGGGCUCUUAUGGGGAGGAAAGGGGGUGGGGGAGUGGGUGGGAGGGAGUUUGUUGUGCCAGAGGAGUGGGAGGACGGUGGAGGGGUGGAGGAGGGAGAGGAGGGGUGGGAAGGGGAGGAGGAGGAUGGGGAGGCAUAUGGAGAGAGUGAGAGUGAAGAGGAGGAUGAGGAGGACGAGGAGGGGGAGGGAAGUAGGAGUGAGAGUCAGGGCAGUGACUUAGAAGGUGAGAGCGGGGAGGAGGAUCAGGAGAGCACGGGGUAUAGUUCAGAGGAGGACAGGGAGGGAGAGGAGGGCGCAAAAGGGGGAGAGAGUGAGGGGGAGGAGGAGGAGGAGGAGGAGGAGGAGGGGGAGUGGGGGAGGGAGAGGCGACUGUCUGAGGCAGCGGCUAGAAUAGCGGGAGUGUGGGAGGAAGAAGAGGAGGAAGAGGAGGAAGCUGAAGAGGUGGGGGUUGCAGGGGUAGAAGUGGGAGGGGAAGGAGGGGCAGCAGUUGGAGGGGCAGAUAGAGGGGUGAGCAUGGUAGCAGCGGAAGGGGCAGGCACAGACACAGCAGGGGGAUCGAUUGGAGUCAGUUGGAGUGCAACUGGUAGUGAGCCGUCCUUCUUUGGCCGCAUGCGGUCCCUGUGGGGCAAGAAGGACGAUGCUGCUGCUCCUGCUGCUCCUGCUGCUCCUGCUGCUCCUGCUGUUCCUGCUCCUGCUACUGCUCUCUUCUUGCACAGCAGCAGCAACGCGGAAGACACAGUGCUAGAUCUCUCUGCUGUGUCCUCCCGAGUGGCCUUUGAUCCGUCUAAGGACCUUCCUCCGGAUGAGAGGCUGCCGACUAGCCAGCAGCUGGAGGCUCGGAGGAGGGUGGCGUUGAGAGGGGGUGUGGGGAGCUGUGUUGAGCGGGGGCAGGGCGAGGGGAGGGGGCGGAUUGUGCGGUCUGUGUCAGGGGGAAACUGGAAAGAGAGCGAGCCUGGGAGAGAGGGAGGAGGGCAAAGAGAGUGGAAGGAGGGGAGAGAGGGGAGAGAGGGGAGAGAGGGGAGAGAGGGGGAUGAUGGGUGCGGAGGAGGUGGGGGCGGUGGGGAAGGGGUUUUGGCUCGGAGUGGGUAUGGGAGAGCAGGGUUCGACACAGGGAGGCCUCCUCCUGCUGUAGCUCGGAAGGGCCGAGGGAGUGAGAGAGAGGAGGCGGAGAGGAGGAGGGAGGAGGACGGGGACGAGCGGAGAGGAGAGAAGAUGGGGAGGACAGGAAAUGAGGGGGUGGAUGGCAGAGCAGGAAGCAACGGUUCUUCUAUAUCUAGCAGCAUCGGAGCUUCUUCAGGCUCUAGCCGCUCCCUGCAGCGCCCCAUGGGAGGCUCGCUCAAAUUCGACGUUCCCCGCAUCGACGUCAACGCACUCCCCACCAUCCUCGCCCCGCCCUCGCACCCCUCCCACCCGUCCCAGCGGGCCCGUACCCACCUCCCCUUCCCGCUCUCCUCCCACCACCAGCCGUACUCGUCCUCCUUCCACUCGCGCCUGCUCCGCCGGCAAAACAGCUCUCAGAAACAGAAGGCUGCAGCGGUGGCCGUGCAGCGGCAGCAGCAGCGGCAGAAGCAGCAGCAGCUGGAGCAGCAGCUGCAGCAGGUGAAGCAGAAGCACGGGUUUCUGAGGAGGCGGGAUAAUCUUAGGUUUGCGGCCACCAUUGCUCUGCGCGAACCUUCCUCCCGAACCAGCUUCCGCAGGCACGGGAGCCCGGCGCUAGGCUCGGCACGGAGCGCUGGUGGUCGCUCGGCGAGGUCCCGCAGGGAGAAGCUGCGGAGGGGGGUGAGUUUCGGUUCGGAGCCAGACCUGGGUUCGGGAAGAGGCUCGGGUGGAGGGUUUGGAUCACCAUCGGAGCAGCAACGGAGGAGAAGCUCUGAGGUUCGGAGGGAGGGAAGGCAUGAAGGAGCAGAUGGGGAAGAAGGAGGAGCGCCAAUAGCAGCAGCAGCAGUUGCAGCGACGGCGCCUUCAGGAGUUGGGAAUAUGAAUGUGAGGCGGGUAAGAAGCGAUGAAGAGCACUUGUCUUCCGUUAGCAGCAGCAGCAGUUGCAGCGUUAACCUGGUUCCUCGGGCCAUGCCACCUCUCCCCUUGAGAGACAGUCCGAAAGCACCCAUAGGCGCCGUGAAGGGCGGCCCUAAAGGUAGUCCAAAAACACCCAUAGGCGUCGCAAAGGACAGUCCGAAGCCGCCCAUAGGGGCCCUGAAGGGCCAGCAGGACAGUCUGGGGUCGCCCAUGGGGGGUAUGCUCAGAGACAGCCCGAAAACGCCCCUGAGCGUGACGCAGAGGGAGCUGGGGAGGGCAGAUAGCCCCAAGAUCCCUGCUCUGGAAGGGGCGUUGCGCAGGGAGAAGGAUGGCACCUCGCCGUUGUCGGGCCCUACGCCUGCAGUGCCGUUGCUAGCAGUGCCUGCACCCACGCUGGGAAAGCGGAGGCAGGCCGGCAGCAGCAUGGGUGGCGCUGCUGGUGCUGGUGCUGGUGGUGGUGCUGGUGGUGGUGCUGGUGCUGGUGCUGGUGCUGGUGGUGGUGCUGGUGGUGGUGCUGGUGGUGGUGGUGCUGCUCGCACUAGCCAUUUUCCCCUAGGCCUGCCUCCCAUAUCUCCUAGGGUCGGCUCAGCAGGCUCGGGCACCGAGGCUGCAGGUUCGGCAUCCGGCAGCAUGUUCGGGCACGGCUGGGGAGGCUCCUCUAAGUCCCCUCGCUUCCUGCCGGCUGCUCCCACCAUGGCUGGUAUCACAGGAGGAGGCAUAGACGCAGGCAGCACAGCAGGCAGCACAAGCAGCAAGGCCGGCAAACCGAAACACGAGGCUAAACCAAACCACGAAGCAGAACCGAAGCGCCAAUCGGCACCCGAACUGGGCAUUGGUAUUAUCCAUACAGGGCCCCGUGUACAAGAAGAUCAGGAGGUCGAUCUGAUGCCAGAGGGAGCACUGGAGGAGCCAGACGCGCUACAAGACGCCUUACCAGACGACUCACCGGGCGACCCACCACCAGACGCCCUACCAGACGUGCCAUUCCUCUUCCCACCCUCCAAGUCCCUCGCUAGAGCGUCCUAUGAAGGCAGAGGGGGGUCGAUGCAUGAGAGUGGAACCCAAAUGAGCAAAAACCAUCCUCAUCAUCAACCCUCUCACUUGUUCCCCCACUCGAGGUCUCUGUCUGGCGCCUCUCCCCCCUCUCCUGCUAGCAUCUUCAAGGCUCCCCUCCGCCGAUUGAACCUCAGGGUUCCCCCUGAAUUACACCUGAAUCUCAAGUCACCCCGGGCGGAACACCCUCCAAAAUCCCCGGGUUCCGUGCCCUUUGCCCUCCCUUUUGAGGUGACUCUUGGGCUGAAAUCUCCUGGUCCGUUCAGAAUCCCCCCUGAGCUAAGCGCUGGAAUGAAGUCCCCUCGGCCGUUUGUUCCUCCUGACCUGCUUAAAUCCCCGCUGGCGCUUAAAUCCCCGUCUUCUAGAGAUUUCCUGGCUAAGAUUUUCGACGAUACGAACCGAGCGACGAUGGGGUCGAGUGCGGUGAAAGGGGGUGCCAAAGGGUGGCACAGCCUUCCGCGGGAGGCAAGAGGGGUGAUGGGAGGGCGUGAGGGGGAGGAGGGGAGGGAGCAGGGGAGGCGACACAUAGACAAGGAGAGUGGGCAGGGUGGGGAGUGGUUGGGAACGCCUCAGAGGAGUUUAAGUGGGGAACGGAAUCAAAGGGAUAAAGUAAAACCCACUCAUCACAGAAGCGCCAGUGGCGAGGGAGGAAUGAAGGGGUUUUGGGGGUUGCAGAAGGCAGGGGAAGCAACGGGUGAGAGCGAUAAGGAGAAAGAGGCAGGCGGGGGAGCAGAGGAAGGCACGAGUGGCCCGCGGGAAGCAGCAGUAUCGAGUGUAAGGGUGACUGAGAGAGGGGGGGAGGAGACAGCAGAUGUGAUAGCUAUGGGUGGGGCAUUGAGUGAAGGGGUAGGGGAGGAUGGGGAGCGCAAGGAAGUGUCUGAAAGGGGGAGGAAGGGUGGUGAAGCGGGGCAAGAGGCAGAUGCGGAAGCGGACUGGCAGGGAUUCAGCGUGGUGCACAGCCCUUCGCUGCCCUUGGCUCCUCCUCCUGCCGCUGCUCCUGCUGCUGCUCCUGCUGCUGCUGUGGUUGCUCCUGCUCCUGCUCCUGCUCCUGCUCUUGCUCCUGCUCUUGCUCCUGCUCCUGCUCCUCCUCCUCCUCCUGCUGUUGCUGCACCUGCCGCUCCUGCAGCAGGCACAGAGGAAGCCUUUCACUUCAAGCCUCUCUCGUCUGCCACAGCACCUAAAGUACUGCCACCACCACCCCCAGCCUUCUCCGCACCAGCUGCGACAACCACACUACCAUCGUCAUCGUCACCAUCCUCCUCUUCCUCCACAGUACUGGCAACAGCAGCAACAGCAACAGACAGCCCAAGCAGCACCACCAGUCCCAUCUCCCAAACCUCUCCCUCCCUAGCCUCAAGCACAGGCUCGGGCUCAGGCUCGGGCUUAGGCUUGGACCGCAGGCGCCCCUCAAUCCCGCCUCUCAUGGUCCUCGCCCCGUCCGCACCUCUCCCCAGCUCCAUCACCAAACCUGCCGCCGAGCCUCCGGCCUCCCCUACCGAGUCUAACCUAUCGUCCCCUGCUCUGUCCGUUGCUGAGAUCCCGUCCCCACAGGGGGAGGUGGAUGAGGAGGGGGUGCUGGUGGGGGGAGGAGAGGAGGAUGGGGAGGUGGAGGUUGAGAGGAUGACGACGUUCUGUGUGCUGGCGAUUCUGCUGGAGAUGAGGGAAGACCUGGUGCAGUACGCUCAGGGGCUGGACGAUGUGGUACAUUAUUUCAACCUUGCAGCUACCAGUUGGAAUAUAAAGAAGCUCUGCAAGAAGGCAGUGACAUACCAUCGCAAAUAUCUUUACCUGCCACAGGACGGCGGCGCGCGUUUCGGCGCGUCUCGCUCCAUGCCGCCACGUCAGUACGUAGCCACAACGACGCCUGCUGAAGCUGUUCCCGAACUUCUAAACCGCUCUCCACGUUCGUCCACCCUCCCGAACCACCCGCCGUACCAUUAUCCGAACCACCCCCCGAACCAGCGGUACCGGCAACUACCCGAGCCUGGUAACGACGCUCGGCCCUAUAGCGACCAGCACAUUCCCCUUUCCGGCGACGCCCCCGGUAAGCGCGAGCGCGCCAACCGCGCCCUCCGCAAGGGCAUCUCCGCCUCGUCCGCGGAACUAGACCCGCCGAGUUCCGUGCGCCAUCGAAAUGAUGACUCUAGGCAGUGUGACAAUAUUGGUGGUGAGCAAAACGAGCUCACGGAGUAUCUCUUUGGAGAGGGGGGGCUUGGAGAAGGCGCGUGGGGUUCUGGCGGCGAUGAGUACGCGCGCGGAACUGGCGGCGGGAUUGGCGGCGUUGCGGAUGGCGGUGCUGGUGGCAGCGGUAGAUUCGACGAUGCGAUAAGAGUCGAUCUGGGUCGAGGGGUCUCUAAUGCUCGGCAUGGUAUGCCCAAAUCUCCGUCUGCGCGCCGCGCCGCCGACAUUAACCAGCCAGCCGUCAACCGCCGGCAGGGGUGGCGGAGGGGCAGUGACGGGCUGUCAGGUUGGGCGGAGAAUCCCGAAGACGUGCCCGAGCCUAUGCCCAUGGUUCGGCGCUAUACCACGGGCAUGGGCGGGAUGGCAGUUUCGCACGGCGAGCGGGGGAAGGGGGGGGAGGGUACUGGGGAAGCCGGGCAAUGGCGGAGCGGAAAUCAGGGGGAGAGGGCGGAGCGGGCGCACGGAAUGCCGCUGCAGCGGCGAUCGAAAACGGGACCUGAUAGUCUCAGAAAUCAUACGCUGGUUACCGCGGGGAAUACGGCAGGGAACACGGCAGCAGGUGCUUCUUGGGGAGGCGCCGCGGGACACGGGGAGAGUUUUGGCGGCUUUGGCGGGGGGUUCAGAAGUGCCGGCGGCGCACCAGAGUCGUCCUCAGGCGGAUCGGUGCGAAGCGGUACCAGUGAGGGGCAGACGGCGUGGGAGGCGCGGUGGGGGGCGGAGCAGCAGAGAGUCGCGGGAGGUAGCGGUAGACUGGCGGGCGGCGGAGGGAGCGGCAGACUGGUGGGCGCUGGAGGCGGGAACGGCGGCGGGAGGGAAGGCGCAGGCGGAGUCGCGGGGAUGGGGGGACCCCGCGGGGUGCGCGCGGGGAGCAUAGGCAUCAUGUCUCCGCGCCUGCUGAGAUUCCUGGUAGACGAAGACAGCCCCGUAGGCCCGAACCCUAGCGGGGGAUUCGACGACGGACGGAGGCGCGGGGGAGACGGGCGUAAGGCAAAAGGGCGGGGGAAGGACGCGGGGAUGGGGAAAGCGGAGGCCGGCGGACCAGGGGGGAGGGGAAGCAGGGAGCGGGAGAGAGAGGGAGGGGGGCAGGUUGGGAGGAGGCAAGAUAAUUCCAGUAACUCGUUCUCCCUGCGCCCCUCCUCUGGCGAUUCCGCCGGUUCCGCCUCCGGGGAAACGGGGAAGACGGGAGGGGCGGGAGGGGCGGAAGUGGGGGGGGGAGUGGCUGGUGGUGCUGGUCCGUUCCCUGCCUACCCCACCUCCUCGUCUUUCUCGUUUGAGUCUAACCAGGCAUCGAUACAGUCACCCACGUCCUUGCAUUACGCCCCCGUUAGUGCGCAUGGGCAUGGCAGUGAUGGUAGCGCCGGUGGAGAUGGGGGCGGGAAGGCGAGGGGGUGGCAGGGGGGUGAUGGGGAGGCGGAGGGAAAGCAGGAGGAAGAAGAGAAGAGGGGAGGGGGGAAGGGUGAGGGGAAAGGGGGGAAGGGAGUGGGGAGGAAUGCAGUAACUCCCCGAGCUGGGGGAGGGGGAGGGGGAGGGGGAGUGGGCGGGACUCCCCGCGGCGACGGGCAGCAGCAGCAGCAGCAGCCGGGCACGGGCAGCACGGAAGGGAUUUUCGAGCGCGGGUUCACAGACAUCCGGAAGAGAUUUGAGGUCGGGCAGCAGAUCGGGCAGGGGCGGCGGGGGGUGGUGGUGUAUAUGUGUGUGGAGAGGCGCACGGGGCGGGCGUAUGCGUGCAAGGCGAUUGACAAGGCGACUCUGGUGGAGCCGAGGAAGGUGGCUGCUGUGCGGGCUGAGGUGGACGUUAUGAGGAAGCUUCUGGGAUGGCCGCACGUGGUGGGGAUCAAAGACGCACUAGAGGACGAAAAGUGCGUGUACAUCUUCAUGGAGCUCUGCUCAGGAGGCGACCUGCUGGAUCACAUCAACUCAUCCCCCUUCAUCUCGGAGCGGGAGGCCGCCAUCAUCCUGCGCGUGCUGGCGGAGACGCUGCGGUCGUGCCACAACCACGGCAUCAUGCACCGCGACUUAAAGCCCGAGAACAUCCUGCUGGCGCUGCCUGGGUGCUGGUGGGACCUCCGGUUGGCCGACUUUGGCUUCUCUGUUCACCUCAAAGCCGGAGAGCGCAUGACCGGCUAUGCAGGGUCGCCAUUCUACAUGGCGCCGGAGGUGCUGGACAGCAUAUACGGGCACGAGGCGGACGUAUGGAGCCUGGGGGUGAUCCUCUACACCAUGCUCUCCCAGAAGCUGCCCUUCUGGGAUGACACGGACGCGGGUGUGUAUCGGCAGAUCAAGCGCGCUCACGUGGACAUGGAGAGCGGAGUCUGGCCGGCGAUUUCGGAUGAAGGGAAGGAUCUGGUGCUGGGGAUGCUGUCCGCGGACCCUCACCAGCGAAUCACCCUCGAUAGACUGCUCGGGUUUUGGGACGACGUGGACGCGGGCGUGUACCAGCAGAUCAAGCGUGACAAGGUGGACAUGGAGAGUGGCGUCUGGCCGGCGAUUUCAGAUGAAGGGAAAGAUAUUAGCGUCAUGAAACAUGCCACUUCGUGGUUAGUGGCACUGCUGGACUGCAUGAACCGAAGCCUCAGAUUCGCACAUCCGUUUCUGGAAGCUCAAAAGACGACCAGGUGUUUUGCCGGGAUGAGACGCUUUCCCGCGCCCAUUCCUCCCCGCACUUGCGCGCAAGAAGCUUCCGCCUGUCCUUACAGUGCGAGUCCCCAUAGCGGAAGCCCCUAUGGCGCAAUCUCUUCCGCUUCCCCCGUUCCCCUCCGCCGGUAUAACUCCGUCACCUCCCCCGCUCCGCCGCCCGUUUCCCUUCCCCCCGCCGGAUCUUCCCCCGCGCCCAAGUCUCCCCUCUUCCGCACGCCCUCGCUCGGCGCCCCCGUGCGUAUCUCCGCCGCUAGAGAACAGCCGUCGCCGCCCAUGUUUCUCCCGCCCACCGCCUCGGAGACCCUUCCUAUAGCAGUUCCGCUCUAUAUUCCCCCGAACCACCCCCCCGCGGGGCCCGCGGACCGUUCCUUUGCGCCCAGCUGCGCGUAUGAGCCCCGAGCGCAGCAGCUGGACCGCGCGUUUGUGCACGACGGCGGUUGCGCGUAUGAGCAGCGGGUGCCACCACGGGGACCUCCGGGCCCGCUCGCAUGGGGAAACAGCGGCGCCGCAUCCCGUCGCGCUGCGCCGAUUCCGCGACACUCCUCCCUCCCCCUAGCGGCUUCCGCCUAUCCCAGCGGGAACUACUCUUCCGCCGUUACAAACAGCCCUUGUCCCGUUCUUAAUAAUCAUCAGCGACACGCGAAGGGGCCUGCUGGUAACCUGGUAACCAGAAGAGACAGCAGCGGGAAAUACGAUCAGGCGGGCGGGUGGGAGAAACCGUUUAUUCAUCGGUCCACGUCAGCACCCGUGCCUGAUGACGAGGCUUGGGAAGAGGAAAGGGAAUACGAAGAAGGGGAGGAGGAAGAGGAGGGGGAGGAUUGGGAGGAGGAGAUGGGGGAAAACGAGAUGGCGGCGGAAGGGGAAGGGCGCAGGGGGGAAAUGAGCGGCGCGGGCGGAUGGGGAGUGAGCGCGCGGACUGGGGGGGCGGCGGGAGGGGAAACGCGGGGGUGGCGCGGAGAGGAACCCCGGCGGCAACUGGACAGGUCUUACCUGACGAGCGCGUACGACCAACAGCAACAGCAGCAGCAGCAACAGUCGCAUCUUGCGAGGCAUUUAAGCCUGGAGCCGCAUUUGACGGAUAACCGCAGCGGGCAAACGCGCGGGGACGGGGAGCGGGCGGAAGGGCGGGAGGGGAGAGGCGCGAACCUGCUGCGACAAGCAUCGGACGGGCAAUGCCUUGCGCGCAACGGCGGGUAUGGGCGGGGGGCACGCGGGGACGCACAAGACGGGCAAUACAGGGGGGACAGGCAACAGCCGGACAGGCAACAGCCGGAACAGCCAGACAGGCGUCAGCUGGACAGGCGGCAUGUGGACGGCAUGGGGAACGGGCCUGACUUUGGGACCGGCGGGAGGGCUGCCUUGGGGGGAGCGGAUAAGUGGGUGGCGUGCUUUGUCCCGCAGUGCUGGAACCGCAAUUGA
Molecule: messenger RNA, 11964 nt
Organism: Closterium sp. NIES-65
Lineage: Eukaryota; Viridiplantae; Streptophyta; Zygnematophyceae; Desmidiales; Closteriaceae
Source: the annotation of a GenBank genome assembly